CUGGCAUCCCUGGACUCGGCUUGUUUGGAGAGCGGAAGCGGCUUUUUUGUAGCCAAAAAGAGGAGGAGCGUAGUCCUGUGAGGAUUGUUUAGAAAUGGUUUUUAUUUUGUAACCACGAUUGCAAUAAUAAUAAAAAAAACACACAGUACAAGGCAAAGCAGAACCGGGGAGAGCUAUUUAUCAACAUGACACUGUGUUUUCUUUCCGGUGAAGAAGUUGAGUUGAUGGUGGCGAGGGGAUGAGCCGAUUAGAGCUGGUGUCAGCCGGGUCAGGAGACACAAGCAAAUCCGAAGAGAAAUACUGUGUGUCUAAAUAUUUACUGUGCAGGACUUAACGCGCUGACCAGUGUGGGAAGUGUACACCGCGCCGCAGAAGAAGAAGUUUUCAGAACCUCCUCACGACUAGGAGGGCGAGCGACGCCAAGUUCAAGGCGAGAGGACCCAGCCGGCCCUGAUCAUGGUGCAGAAGUACCAGUCUCCCGUUCGGGUGUAUAAGCACCCUUUCGAGUUGGUCAUGGUGGCAUACGAAAGAAGAUUCCCCACCUGCCCUCUGAUCCCCAUGUUCAUAGACAGCGACACUGUGAGCGAGUUCAAGAGCGAGGACGGGGCCGUGCACGUGAUAGAGAGGCGGUGCAAGCUGGACGUGGACGCGCCCAGGCUGCUAAAGAGGAUUGCUGGGGUGGACUAUGUGUACUUUAUCCAGAAGAACUCCUUGAACAGAAGGGACCGGACCCUGCAGAUAGAGGCCCGCAAUGAAACCUUCUCCAGCAGAGUCAUCAUCAACGAAUUCUGCUGUUACACUGUUCACCCGGAGAAUGAAGACUGGACUUGUUUUGAGCAGUCUGCAAGUCUGGAUAUCAAAUCUUUCUUUGGCUUCGAAAGCACUGUUGAAAAGAUUGCGAUGAAGCAAUACGCUGGCAGUAUUAAAAAGGGCAAAGAGAUCAUUGAGUAUUACCUGAAGGAGCUGGAAGAUGAUGGCGUUGCCUUCAUACCCCGCUGGAGUCCUGCUGUAGCUCCCCCUGCCCAGCCAGAGCGUCCAGUCUCUGCAGCCAUCUCCAUCCCCGCUGCCUGCGCGAAGGAGAGCCACGGCAGCAAGGAGGCCCUCGGGGCCCCUGGGAGCCCGGCAGAGUCCCUCGCUGGCACUCCUGAUGACAAACUGGAUGCAGAUUACAUCAAGCGCUAUCUAGGAGAUCUGACGCCUCUGCAGGAAAGCUGCCUGAUCCGACUGCGGCAGUGGCUGCAGGAGACACACAAGGGCAAGAUUCCAAAGGACGAGCACAUCCUGCGCUUCCUGCGCGCCCGAGACUUCAACAUGGACAAGGCGAGGGAGAGCCUGUGCCAGUCCCUGACCUGGAGGAAGCAGCACCAGGUGGACUACCUGCUGGAGACAUGGAGCUCCCCGCAGGUGCUGCAAGACUAUUACACUGGGGGCUGGCACCAUCACGACAAGGAUGGUCGCCCUCUCUAUGUGCUUCGUCUGGGACAGAUGGAUACCAAGGGACUAGUCCGGGCACUUGGGGAGGAGUCUCUGCUUCGACAUGUCUUGUCAAUCAAUGAAGAAGGGCUGAGACGAUGCGAGGAAAAUACAAAAGUCUUCGGACGACCAAUAAGCUCCUGGACCUGCCUUGUGGACCUGGAAGGCCUCAAUAUGAGGCACCUGUGGCGGCCAGGAGUGAAGGCACUGCUGCGGAUCAUCGAGGUGGUGGAAGCAAACUACCCCGAGACCCUGGGGCUCCUCCUCAUUCUCCGAGCACCGAGGGUCUUCCCUGUCCUCUGGACGCUGGUCAGUCCGUUCAUCGAUGAAAACACUCGCAAGAAGUUCCUCAUCUACGCAGGAAAUGACUACCAGGGUCCGGGAGGGCUGGUCGAUUACAUUGACAAAGAGGUCAUUCCUGACUUCCUGGGAGGAGAAUGUGUGUGUGAAGUUCCAGAAGGGGGCGUGGUUCCCAAGGCUCUGUACCGGACAGCUGAGGAGCUGGAGACAGAAGAUAUCCGCCUCUGGACCGACACCAUCUACCACUCCGGCAGUGUCUUCAAGGGGUCUCCACAUGAGCUGCUGAUAGAAAUCAUUGACGCCUCCUCUGUGAUCACCUGGGAUUUCGAUGUGUGCAAAGGAGACAUCGUGUUUAACAUCUUCCACUCAAAGAGGGCCCCCCAGCCCCCCAAGAAGGACACACUGGGUGCCCACAGCAUCACCUCCCCAGGGGGCAACAAUGUGCAGCUCAUAGACAAGUCCUGGCAGCUGGGGCUCGACUACAGCAUGGUGGAGUCGCCUCUGAUCUGUAAGGAGGGGGAGAGCGUGCAGGGCUCCCACGUGACCAGGUGGCCUGGCUUCUACAUCCUGCAGUGGAAGUUUCACAACAUGCCUGCCUGCGCCACCACCAGCCUGCCCCGUGUGGACGACGUGCUGGCCACGCUGCAGGUCUCAUCGCACAAGUGCAAAGUCAUGUACUACACAGAGGUGCUGGGCUCUGAAGACUUCCGGGGCUCCAUGACCAGUCUGGAGUCGAGCCACAGUGGCUUCUCCCAGCUCAGUGCUGCCACCACCUCCUCCAGCCAGUCCUACUGCAGCUCCAUGAUUUCCAGGUAGCUCAGCCUCCACUACCUCCUCCAACCUGGCCAACUUCAGCUCCAUGAUUUCCAGGUAGUGCAGCCUCCACCACCUCCUCCAGCCUUUCCUACUGCAGCUCCAUGAUUUCCAGGUAGUGCAGCCUCCACCACCUCCUCCAGCCUUUCCUACUGCAGCUCCAUGAUUUCCAGGUAGUGCAGCCACCACCACCUCCUCCAGCCAGUCCCACUGCAGCUCCAUGAUUUCCAGGUAGUGCAGCCUCCACUACCUCCUCCAGCCUUUCCUACUGCAGCUCCAUGAUUUCCAGGUAGUGCAGCCACCACCACCUCCUCCAGCCAGUCCUACUGCAGCUCCAUGAUUUCCAGGUAGUGCAGCCUCCACUACCUCCUCCAGCCUUUCCUACUGCAGCUCCAUGAUUUCCAGGUAGUGCAGCCACCACCACCUCCUCCAGCCAGUCCCACUGCAGCUCCAUGAUUUCCAGGUAGUGCUGUCACCUCCUCAUCCACCAGCCUGUGCAAUGCCACAGAGGAGGACCCUUUGAAACAGAUGAGAGCUGGUACAUUGAAAGCCGAUUGUUGGACAGCUGGCUGCCUCAGUAACGAGUCGAUGACGUCACGUCAACAAGGGAGUCUAGGUCAAGU
Messenger RNA from Polyodon spathula (Mississippi paddlefish), 3209 nucleotides. Its product is annotated as SEC14-like protein 1. The transcript is spliced from 16 exons. NCBI's taxonomy places the organism in Eukaryota, Metazoa, Chordata, Actinopteri, Acipenseriformes, Polyodontidae. The coding region runs from base 457 to 2589 and encodes 710 amino acids. Gene Ontology annotation, cellular component: cytoplasm; cytosol. Gene Ontology annotation, biological process: negative regulation of RIG-I signaling pathway. The record is from RefSeq and is a predicted model, not a curated record. Gene Ontology annotation, molecular function: RIG-I binding.